AUGGAGAUCGAGAAAAAUCCUGAGAAAGGCAUAUCUUACCUGCAGCAAUUUUCCUGCGGAGUGGGGCAUGUGAUUAAUGAUGUCACUCGCCGCUUGUUGCAGUCAUUCCGAAUGAUUUUUCUCAUGAGAGUUGUUGGCAUCUCUGCAACCUAUGCCGGCGUUAUUACUCUCUACAGUUUCUUUGCCGGUGCAUUAUUAUUUGCUCCAAUGGCAGGUUUCUUAUGUGAUAAGGUUAAGAUUCCGGUUUUGUCACGCAGGCUUGGAAAGAAAAAAUCGUGGCAUUUGUUUGGAACUAUUGCAGCUACAAUCGGUGUUCCGCUAUUUUUCAGCCAAUGUUUAGUUUGUGGUAGUGGAACCAGCGAGUGGGUGGUGUUGUUGUAUUACUUUUCCAUCGCCACCGUAAUCUCAUUUUCCAUCAACUUCGUUGACAUAUCGCACCUGUCGAUUAUUCCGGUUUUGGCAAAGGAUCAAAGUGAGGCCGCCAAACUUACUGCUUUGAGGUUCGUGAAACUCUUUCGAUCGCUACACUUAUAUACUCAUAUCCAUGUUAGGACUUGUUGAUUAUACUCGAAAUGAGUAAAACAAUGGUAGUAAUAAUGAUAAUAGUAUUAAUAAUGAUUAAAAAUGAUAGUAAUCAUAAUGACAAGUAUAAAUAUAGCGAUAAUGGUUCUAUGAAUCAUGUGUGACUACCCGGUUUCGUCGGUAUGUCUGUAUUCGGGUCUAAAGUUUUCCCAAGAUCUUACUUCGGACAAAUCUUUUGUAGUUUUAUCUUAGUCGAAGUUCAUUUCCUUUCCGAAACAGUUACACUUAAUAACUUACUAGUAAAUCCUCAGGCCGUUCUUGUCUCUACAAAGUAUUAACAUUUUUCAAAGCUCACUCGCAGUUAACGUCUUAUCAACAGAACGGGUUUCAUUUACUUAACUGGCAUCGUUUCCUACCUUGUGGCAUGGCUAAUUCUUGGACAAGAUAGCCGUGAUCAAUUAACAAAAGAAAGCUCAAUGGAUUUCAUGGUAAUUAAUAACAUCCACAUGAUUCUAGUGCUGCCACUGACUAUUACUAUUCCACUGUUAUUUCUUUGUCUAUUUACUUUCUUCCUGUAUAGCUUCCUAUUCCUUCAGCUGAGACACAGAGUACCAAGGGGUAUCCGAGGUUUCAGCUUGUGGUUGAUGGGCUUAUGUCCAUUUAGGAUUAUCGCGUGAGACAACUUUAUCUUUCUUGUGUCUAUCACUGAACUCACUUAACUGCAGUUCUGAUGUCUGUUCAUCUACAGGUGAUAACCCUGAUCAUGACAGGAGUCGGACUGGUUUGCUCUGCCAUUUUCCAUAUUGGAACCAAAGAACCUUCAGACGAUUCAGGGAAAAACAGGCGGUCUAGGGUAAUUGGAGAUUAUAUGGGAAAUUUUAGAAGACUAGCAUUCGAAACGUUGCGAUCAGUAAAAUUGUUUAUUCUGGCUUUACAUCAUGAGAAAAAACGAUGAAACGUUCAUUUGUUUACUAUAAGAAAAGAGACAGAGAAGGAACUACCUUUCUUGAAUAACCACACAUUAAAUGGACAUUUGUCCAUCGUUUCCCUUUUAAUAAUAUGAAAGAAAAAAUUUGAGCACGCUCAUUGGCUGAGAACACGACAAUUUAUCCCGAACAGUGCAAAAAGCUGAAAUUAAAUUGAUUAACUGGUAAGUUGCGAUAGCACAUGAAAACAAAAUGGCAGACAGGUCGAGAGAAAGUUGAACGUUUUAAUUUAGGGUUUGAAGGAGAGUUCUAAGAACGAAACACCUAAGAAAGGACAAAGAAUUGGCCAGAGAUGUGGAAAUCUUGGGCACCAAAAACGGUCGUAACGAAAGUAUUGAGGAGGACAAACCGGAGGCAUUAUAGGGAGAAUUCGUCCUGAGUUCACGCGACGGUUCGUAAAAAGAAAGACAGGGAAUAUUACGAGCGUGAUAGCCUUCGUGUACAGAUUACUGCUAUUCAAGCCGUUUACUGAUUACUGCUAUCAAAGCGAUACCCAAAUUCUCGAUUUUCGUGGCUUUAAGUUUAAAAGCUCGAAGCAGGCUCUUUCUGGAAAACCUCGACUUCUCUAGCAACAACGUCAAGGCAAGUGGCCAAACCAAUCAGCCAUGACACAAAAUAAACACAACUAAAAGGAAAACAGAGUUAAAUUUUUAUCUUCGAAAAAUUUGCGAGUGCUGAUUUAUUCCAAAUUUCGCUCAAAAAAUUACCGGAAUUAUGAUUCCCCGUUAUCAUGACUAUCUGUAUGUCUACUGAAUUUUUGAGAGAAGUGCGCGCUUUAUUUAACAAACUAUUAAACGAUUGUAAACUCUGUUUUCAUCUUUGAUGAUCUCAUUUAAUUGAUGUACCGCUUACAUUUGUUACAGAGAAAAACCUCCUUCAUACAAUCACCCGUUGACAUACACUCAUUGGUGUAUUUUGACAGAUGUGAGUUCUUAUUCAUCAUUUUUAAUACCGUGUAACAACUCGCUUGCUUUGUUUACAGCAAUGUUUCCUUUCAUUUUACUCCCAAAAACAUUUUCUUUAUUCCAUAGCUUUUCACCUGUUAUGUGAUUUCUUUUUGUCAUAAUGUUUUUAAAUUGAUAUAUGACGCCGUUUCUGAUUUUUUAUUUCCCAUAGAUCAGCAGCGAAAGGAAAAUGUUCGAGAUAGAGUCAUUCACAGUCGACGAUUAUUUGAAGAACAAACCGGUCCUGUUAGGGAAAGGAGUUUUUUCCAAAAUUUUUUUGAGGCCAUAUUUGCUGGAGGUGAAACUAGGGAAGCUGCUGAAAAUAAGACCUUAGAUAAAGAAAUUCAUGAUCCUGCACCGAAUAUGGCUGUUGUGCCAAUGGCAGUCACAAGUGAAGACGACUUGGCGUUCGUUAAGACGUUGCCUAAAGAGCAAAAACUAAGCCUCAUGAUGAGCAUCUUUGAUAAACUCAUGACAAAACAAGAAGAUUCUACAAAAGAAAACGAUGCAAAGCCAAGCAAUGGCAGACUCGUAAAUGAUAUAAGCGAAGAGGAUGGCCAGGGAGUAAUGGAAAAUGGACAACAAAAGUCAGAAGUGUACAACCAAGUUCACAAACUGAACUCUGGUCUUGACAAUCAAGGAUUCGAUACAAAAGAAACACAGCUUAACCAACAUUCUCAAGAUGUUAGCCAGGAUGAGGGAAAAGCUGCGCCAUCUGUUGCUUCUGAUAUUGAAUCCGCUCAACCACCAAAACGAAAGGCAGUGAGAACCUGGCUCAAAGAUCCUCAUUUGUACAAGGUAACUUAAUUUUGGGUACAGUGAAAAGGUCUUUGCCUAAUUUCAAUUUUUGUGUGCAUGCAUUUUGAACGCUCGUUUGUACUUGCAAUGUAAUCUUAAGUUUUCACACUAAAAAAAAAUGAACAUAAUUGAGUAGUUUAUUUUAAGAAAUUCAAGCGAGUCUAUUGCAAAUGAUCCAGGGAGAAAUACACACCAGGAACCAUAUGAUUUUUCUCUCCACCAUUAAAAUAUGUUUGACAGAUUAUGACACCGACCAUGAGAUUUCAAAAGGUAACCUAACUUCUCGAAAAUGGUCGAUAAAGGUGCUGAAAAACCGAUUCCAGUCCCGCUAUGUUUGGCCUCUUACCUGUGACAAAAAAAAGUCUCAGUCUUCAUGUUUUCCUUUUCAUGGUGAUUUCUUUGCACAAUUAAAAGUUCAGAAAAAUGCAUAUUUUAAAUAAAAAAACAAAGUUCUUUUUUCUUGCAAUAACCAAUGUGGCAGCUAUUUGUGAGCCUCGCGUUGCAAUUUUGCGCAAGCGGCCAGGUUACUGAGUUGCUUUCAAUUGACGGCAUCCAUAGUCUCCCGCCUCUUCGGAAGAUAAAAUUUGAACAGUAAGGAUACUUUUUGGAAUCUAAAAACGCCGUAAGUAAAACAUUUCUAUACACACAGGAUUUCAUAAUGAUGUAGUUCAAGAAAAAGUGGUUUCCGGAACAUACUUCUCCGUCUUUAUAUUGUAGGAAAAACUUUAGUGCAGGUAAUACGUCGUAAAUUAGUAUAUUGUUAUAAGUAAAUUUAUGGCACGGUUGGAUGUGACCUUUGUACGAAUGCAGAUCACUUCUCUUAUCUUACAGGUCGCAAUUAUUUACGCGUGUACAAAGGGUUCACAGGAUGUGUUUUACGCCUACCUGCCUCUUCUCCUGACUGACAAACUGCAAUUUGAAAAAGUAUGUACCAGCAAACUUUUAAGGAAUUGAUUUCGUUGAUUUAUUUUUCUGGGCUUGAAAGAUACUAAAAGUUGUACACGAUCUUCUGCAAUGGUUAAACAAUUACCUGGUUACUCGUUCAUUCUCGUUUCCUUUCUUCCUUCUUCACCGUCAAUUAGCCAACUUUACAGUAAGACGGAAGGAGAGACAGACAGGCAGGCAGACAGACCGGUAGACAGAUAGAAAGACAGACAGACAGACAGACAGACAGACAGACAAAUAGACAGGCAGGCAGGCGGACAGGUAGAAACACACAACAGACAGACAGACAGGCAGAGAGGCAGAAAGAUCAUCAUUUAAUUUAUUAAACAUUUGAAAGAAUUGAAAUAUGGAGUAGUUGUGCCAAAUUACUGCUUAGGUUAGACUACGAGUAAAACACCCGGCCCCGAAUCGCUUUCCUGUUAGCGUUCAUACUUUACUGUUUAUUGCCAAGAAACUUACUCUGUCAAUGCCCCACUUUUACUAAGAGCAAAAAGUUACAAGGUAAGAACGACUUGAUGCUGGUUUAGGCAUUACCAAAGAGCGAAAAAUAAUCCUCAUGAUGACUACAAACCUCCUUCAGGUUUUAGGUUGUAAUUUCUACAACCUCAGACGUUUGUGCUUUUUUUGAAGGAAGCGAUUGCCAAUCUGCCUUUGAUAUUGUUAAUGAGCGCCACAUUGUCCUCUCAAAUAUCAAGGAAGCUCUCUGGAAAAGUAGGAAAGAAGGUAAUGAAAAGAAAUAAAACUAUUUUCAGGUAAUUUUCUAAUGUAAGCGAUGAUCGUGAACAAGAUUGGAAGCUGAUAACCGAAUAGCAAUUUAAUUACCCUCUUUGUGUCUGGUCUCAAACGCCAACAAGCCGGAGCUGAAUGAAAUUCAAACGCUAAGCAGUUUGCGCAGCUGGAUCUGACCACGACACAAAAUAAAUUGUUUUAAAAUCCAAAAAACGUUCUUGCAAGGGCACGCGCAAGAAUUCAUCUGAGACAAGCAUGCAUUAGACAGUGUUUUUCGGUUCCAGCUAGUUAACAAGCGUUAAAGUUCUGUACAGUUUGUCCAAUUGUUGUUUGUUUUGUUUUUUUUUCACGAAAUCGAAAAUGAGGCGAUCGAGGCAACCCUCACUUAGACAUACUGAACUCAAUAUUUCCUGCUCCACAUGUUUGACUCAAGGAUUAAUUUCUAAAACUUCCAGCUUAUCAAGAAGCUAUUUGCAUAUUAACAAAUGUUUUGCUGUGUGGUAGCAAACGGAGUGAGACGAGUGAAUAAGCUUUGUAACUAAAGUCUGGCCAGAGGGGACAAUUUUAGGGAAAAUUUGUGAGUCAUCCUGAAAUUUUUGGAGGUAACCAGCUGUUUUUGCCUGAUGUGGCUAUAUUUUUUCUAUACCAUAAAUCCCUGAAUUUAGCUGUAAUUUUUUUCAAAAACCUUAACGUUACGUACCUAUAGUGUCAUAUCGUAGUUUUACUUAAGCUUUUUUUUUUUAUCAUUACCGAGAUCACAUUGACUAGUAUUUCUUAACCCACCUCAGGAAAGCUCAGAUGGUUAUUUUCCAUAUAAGGUUAUUUGGUAUAUAGGCUGGUGACCAGCACCGAGAUCAGAAAACUGGAAUUCGAAAACGAGAAUUUAAUGAUAUAUGUAUUAGCUAUCUGUUGAAGCUCCUCAUCCUGUUUCAGUGGUCCUUCAUUGUGGCUGCUCUGACCGUGACUGGGUCGUGUAUGUGGUUUCUGCGUAUUAACCAGUCAUCGAGAGUGUUCACUUACCCGGCCGUCAUUCUACUGGGGCUUGGGUCCUCCGCCAUGCUUGUUAAUGCCCUUGGUUUUGCAACAGAACUUAUUGGAGACAACAAAGUAAGUUGGAGAACUCUUUAUUUUGGCUAUCAUUUAAAUUUUCAUAGAACUUAUGACAACUAUACAAAUCUAAUUGUCCUAUAAUACUAAGAUUGUAAGAUCACGCUACGAAAAGUAUAUUUAUUAAUUAAUAUUUUUUUCACCUUUCUUCUGCUUUAAAACUAAUCCUUUUUGUUAAAUCAAUUUUCCUGCAGGGCAGCUCUGGUUUUGUGAUUUCUGUCGUAGGUGCCAUCUCCAAUCUGACCUCAGGAACUCUUUAUAUCGUCAUACAAGUUUUAUUUCCCGAAGGAAGGUAAAUUUGGAUUUUUUGUUUUCAGAUAAGAAUUAUUUUCAUCCCUGAAAAAUAUGAAGUGAUUUUGAAACAAAAUAUGACUUCCCAGCCUGUUUAUUCUCCUAUUCUUCAUUGUUCUUUGUUCUUCCGUAGUUUUUUCGGUGUUAUACAUGUUCUUCUUCUUGACUCUUUGUUCUUCUUGUUAUUCAACGCUGCUGCUAUUAGUCUUUUCUUCUGUUCAUCCUUCGUCCUUACAGGGCUCCUUCCUCCAUCCUGUUCAACAAUAACUUCCACCAGAAUUUUAUGGUGCAUAAAAAGCGUUCCAGGAGUAUUAAAAUCAGUGGGAUAUUCUCAUGAAACAAAAGGAGGCGACAAAGGCUCAAGAUAAAUUUUGAGUAAACGAAGGGGAAUUUUCAUUCGAAAAAGUAACUACGCCCAAGGGCUAUUCAGAAGAAUUACUAAAGCAAAAUAGAUACUCAAGAUGAUAAAUAGCUUUCAUAUAACUCGGGCAUCGAUGUCAAUACCGUUAUUAAAAAAGAGUUAUUCUCUUUAGAAAUAUUUUCCAGAAGGUAAACAUUUGGAAUGCUUCGUUCUUUUUCCUAGUGCAUCUGCCGAUUGCCAAGAGUGUAGGAGUUACGUACAAAAUGUGUUCUCAUUGGUCCCUAGCUCACUCGCUAUUUUUAGCUUGCUGAUUGUAAUAAUAUUUCAAGUUAAUGAGACAAUCCGCGGGAAAAAAGGUGAGAUGAAGCUUUUAGGUGACUUAGAGGCGUGUUUGUACGUGUAGUUGUAUAUGGGUGAACUCCAAAGAAUCGCGCAAUAAAGGCUCACUUCCUGAAGAGAAGGAAGAAGAAUUAAAAAAAAACAUGCAUAGUUAGAGUGUCAGCAACUGAGAAGCAGAACAAUUCCAGACUCUUCCCUUUUUCCCUAGAUUAUGGGGAUCGCUUUGUGCUCAAGUUUCUUUUCUUUUCUCAAAAGUGAAGAUCUUAUUUCAAAGGACUUCAAUUACAAUACUCUCCCUCUCUCCCUCUUCAAAAUUAGAGUCACGGUCUAAGCUCGAAAGGCGGUUUCUUAAAUCCUAUAGACCCCAACCCCCCCCUCCCUUUCCACAUUCCCGCCAAACUGUGCAAUUAACACAUUUGCGUUACACUCAAGUAUGGUUUAUCUUCAAGAUAAGAUAAUGAUAAAACCUUUAAAAAAUCUAAUUACACAAAUGCUCGAGGCAUAGCCAGAAUCGUUAACUAUUAAUAUCAUUAAUGAUUAAAGGUUCAAUUUUUUAUUUCCUAUUUUUUUACGCGGUACUAAACAGGAACCGAAAAGGAGACUGUAACAGACUCAGGCUUUUCAACCCAUCUGUGAUGUAUUGUUAGAAGGAAAUGACAUGUCGAGAGCUGACUGGCUGAACUUGCUGGCAUUUAAUUACGUUUACCUCAGUUGUAUUCCCUACAAUACUGACAGUAACUUCAAGCUUGUGUUGUCAUUCUCUUCUAUUGCCUUAGUUACGAGUUUGGCGCUUGUAAAAGGAUUGUCGCUAUCGCAGACCGAUUACCAUAUGAUAAAUUGUUUUACUAAAAUUAGACAGAUUUGAGCAUUUUUCAUUUAAAAUGUUGUCUCGUGAAAAAGUUGUUAUGCUAUUUUUCACGGAUAAUCUCUGUUCUUUUAGAUCUUUUUCUAGUAUUGAAAUAUAACGAAAUGCAUUUUCUUGGUCACAUUUUACAUAAUAAAGAGUGUCAAUCACAUGUUUGGUUGCCAAAUGAUUGUGUUUAUAACAUAUCAAAAUGUUGCUUUUGUGGAGGAACGGUUCCUUACUGUAUUGUACCCGAUCUAAACAAACCAGCAGACAUGAGGUAUUUUAAAUUGCUGAUAGAUCAAGCAUAAACAUCACAACCAUGUAACUGCGUUCUCGAGCAACCGAGAUCUCAAAGUUUAUGAUAUCGGAUAUUUUCUAAAAAUAAGAGUAACUGUCAUGAAUCUAUUCUUCAGAAAGAAAUAUGAGACUUACCGGUCAAUACUUCUUGUAAUAUCACAUAAUAUUCACAAAAAGGAGGGAAUUUUUCCUAAGCAAGGAGAAAUUUUUAAGUCAACGGAUAAUGAAAAUCACGUCUUCACCAGCUUCAAGGGCGGUUUAAGAUGAAGUUUGCCACAGGUACGCGAUUGCAAAGUUUUGUUUUCGUGGCCUAAAUUGAAUCCAAUAUCAAUAACGUCUCGAUAAUCUAUUAUAUCUCUUUUGUACUGAUAGUCUCAAUGCCUUACAUGGAAAGGGACUCGAAUAUUCUGGCCGGUUGACGUGUGAAUGAAAGUGUCGUGGGAACUAUUUAUAAACUGAAUGAUUAACUGAAAAGUAAUUUAAUCGUUUAUAAAUACCUUCAAUUAUAAUUCUAACGUAAAAAAUAUUUUCUGAUAAACUUGACACCUAUAGGCCUGUGAGAAAGAAAUGAGUCUUCAACUUUGUUCCAAUCCUCCAGUCUUUUGGAGUUUCCUUCUUUCGGCGUUCAAAUGCGUUAUUUAAUCAAACAUUGUCCAUUGUUAACAAGAUAUGAUAUGAUGAUGAGAAAAAAGACACAUUUAAUUGCGAUCGGCCGCCUUUUGUGUCUUGGCUGGUAAACUGAGGUGAUUUUUCGGCAGAACUGUUAUAAUAACAUUUUGUUUUAAUGCCAUGUACCGGUAUGAAACAGAAUUCAUUUUCAUCAUAAGUGAACGAUAUUCUUAUCAGAAUGUCCGUCGAGAGACGAUUAGGUCCUUCAUUAAAAUAAACCUGUUAAGCAAUAGUGUAACAAUAAAUGUUCUGUGAAAUACAAAAUUGACAAAUUUUUAGUCAUGUUCAGCAUCAAUUAGUAAGUUUUCAAUGCAGAAAAGUACAUUAUUUUGGUUAGUUUAUCUUAAUAUUUUGGUCACCGAGAUAAAGGCGCACUACCAUACCAAGUACUACUUAAGCCCGGUCCUCACUAGCGACACAAGCAUAAGCAUGAGCAUAAGAAGCUUAUGCGCUAGUGAGGACAACCGCGACAUUAGCAUAAGCAUAAGAAUAUCAAAACCUUGCGUUCUUCUUAUGCUUAGGCUUAUGCUUAUGUCGUUGUUAUUUCCAGUGAGGACACGGUUAGCAUAAGCGUAAGCACAAGACUACUAACCAAUCACUAAACACGGGGUCCCAGACCGCUCCCUCGGGAAACAAGAUGGCGGGCAAUGCAACAGUUACUAGCGACUAAAUACAGGAAUUGCUCCGAUCUGUGAUUGGAUGAUAAAAAUAGUGAAAGUUAAUAAGUUAUAUCUUAACUCCUUGUUCGUGAGUAUUGAUAACCGCGUGUCUCGAGGCGGAACAAUGAAAUAUCAAUGUGAAAACACCGAUGUGUCAAACAAGAAAUGGCUACUUACAUAACGAAGAGAAGGCAGAGUCUAUCUUGUUCAGCGAGUUCGUUCAGCGAUAUUCCGGCGAUGAAAAAGUUAUCCGCUGCCAAGCUCCGCUGACAAAACUCAUUUAGUCAGUUUAGGCGGACGAUCAGAGACUGGAGCCAUUCCUGUAUUUCACCGCUGACAGGAAUGGCUCCAACUCGUGCGUAUAUUAAUUUUUUCUCGUUGUGGCUAAAUAAUUUAUGCAAUGAGAUAAAAAGUGAAAGAGCGAUUUAUUAGGUUCUUCUUAUGUUGAAGUGAACGGUGCUUGCUAACGAAACCUUCUUUUAUUAAUACAGGGCCGUGUAGUUUCUAAGUUUCUAAAUAAUGCAGCAACUGAAUGUCACGUUUGGAAAAUCGCGCAAUGUUGCGUGACACUGCGACCGAUGUUUUUAAUUUAAUUUAAUUUAAUUUACGGUAUACCCUGGUGGAGGCUUGGCCGAAAUCGAGGGAUUUUUUUUUCGUGGAGAACUGAUUUUCUAGGUAAUUGUUCACAUGAAGGACAAAUCCAUUCAUCGGGCUCUUCAUCUUUUUUUGCACAACACCUGAAGGAAGAAAGUCGCGGAUUAAUUUUGCUUGGUAAUUAAAUUUGGUUUUUAAAGAUUUGUAGUGGAUAUAUUAGAGGGAGAUAGACAGGAUACAAAUUGAUUAUUUGGUCUUACAGGAAUUUAGUUAAAUACAAGUAAAAUGUAGCUCACCUGAAGUACAGCUCACGAUCACCAAGUCGAAGUUCCAGUACAAGAUUGUGAAAUUCCCCACAUCUUUUGCGAUUACGAAAGAUUUCUCGAAUCCAAAACCUUUUAGGCUUUACAUCACGUUUUUUCUGUCGUCUGCGCCGGCGUAAAGUAACAACAAGUGCAAGAAACAACAAGAAAUCCUCUUCGUCCGCCAUUUUGAAUGGGUGUACUGGCGAGAGGGAAUGGACACAAAAAUACACUCUACGCAUGCGUAUGUGCUUAUGCUUAUGCCGCGGUUGUCCUCACUAGCGCAUAAGCUUCUUACGCUUAUGCUUAUACUUAUGCUUGCGUCGCUAGUGAGGACCGGGCUUUAAUCGUAGACAAACUUAGAUUGAUAAACCAGAAAAAUAUUCUCAGAUGAGAGUCCUUACUCCGUCGCGUUCAAACUAUUAAUUCCACUGGCAUUCAGAGAACACCGUCAUAACUAAAUCACUGAAAUUAGCUUGAUCAGGCGCCCUUUUUAUCGGGGAGUCAGUCAAUUCGAUCGAGAGCAAUUGACUUUAUUGAUGCACUUUCCUGUAAUAGGCGAGUGUUUGGGAUGGAGAACGACGGAUUUUGAAGAACUGUAUGGCGACCUAGGUCAACGAUCAAUGACAAAAGAACUGGCUCGGGAAGUAAGUGGUUUUUAUUUAUCGAGUCCCUGUGAGGUUUGAUGAAUAGCAGAAUCAGUACUGAAUAUGUCUCGAUCGAGAGCAGACGGGACCAUGAGCUUCUGCUCCUGAUUGUUAUAUUUUAGAAAUUUCACAAAUUUCCAUACAGUUUCUUAUAUUAUUUGGACGCCAUUAUGGACGAAAUACGCACGCGCGGCCGCCAUCUUGUUCAAUAUUUCUGCCGAUGUGUUUCGUAGGAAUAUCUAGUUUCCUUUCAAGUCUCGUUUUAAUGAUGCAUAAUCUCGAAAUUGUGUGAGAAAGUGUUCCAGAAACAUGCAAAUCAAAGUAAUGUUCUAAUGAAACAACAAGAAAGUAACAAAGGCUCGAGAAUUGAUGAAGACUGACACUGACAUGGUCAGCAAUUUAUUAAAACAAAUUGAAUGUCCAUUUAACGUAAGUGUUACUUCUCAGUGAUAGAUUUCUAUUUGGAUAACUCAGUCAUCGAUAUUAAGAUACUCGUGCUCAUACUUACUGGAAAGGGUGAUUCUCAUCAUAUUUAUUUUUCUCAGCGUAAAAAUUGAAUUGAAAUAUUUUGCUCUCGUGCGUCUUCUGAUUGCCAAGGGUGGGGAAAUUACGUGCGACGUGCGUUCGCAGUUGUUCCCAGCUCAGUUGCUGCUAGAGAUCAUUUUUCAAGUUCAUCAAACAGUCGGCGGGAAAAAAUGUGAAAUGCAGUUUUUUAGCAGACAUUAGACGAGUUCGUGCACGUGGUGGUAAAUGGGAAUUGUAACAAGAAGGCUCAAAUAUCAAGAGUGUGGCCAGCUUUUUAGCGCUUCUAGCAACUAAAACGCAAAAGGUUGCGAAUUGAUCGAAAUUUAGCAAAAGGUCGAGACGGUGCGAAAUCCCAGGAAACUCUAAUAAUAAAAAAAGACGUUAAAAGCACCUUUUAUAGGUGUGUAACAUUGUAAUCUACAUCCUAACUAAGAUGAAUACCGUUCUCAGAACGGUCAUUUUCUUGAUAGUGAGCUCAGAUAUGCAAAAAAUUCCAACCCAAAUGUAAUCAACAUUAAUGAAAAAAGAAUGCAAAUCUUGCUGUUUUUGAAAAAUGUAAGAAGAAUGCAAAUCCUGUUUUUGAGCAGAGAGCAUAAAAGCAAAAUGAAAAAAGAAUGCAAAUCUUGCUCAGAAACUGAGAUUAAACUCUUCUCUUAUGAUACUCUAUCCUCCUAAGUCAAAAAACAAUCGUAAUUUGAUUGGAAAAGAAAACAUGGUCGAUCCGAAAGUAUUCGAAAGAUUGGGACCAUAUGAAUUCCUGUUUUUGAACAAAGAGAAUAAAAGCAAAAUGAAAAAAGAAUGCAAAUCUUGCUACAUGAAGAGAUUGCAAUAGAAAUGAACUAGUUCGAGCAUUCUCUAAAAUAUAGAGUGGAUACAUUCAUAACCGAAAUACUGCUGUUUGUGAUAUAACUUCUACUGAAACUUGGCUGAGUAUCAGCAGUGUCAAUAUUUCCGUUCAAAAAUUUCGUUUGAUGCAUUGAAGUCAAUUUGCCAAUAUAUAUUAUGGAGGUUCAUCAAAGCGAGUCCAGAUUUUCGCUCGCAUAACGCUGAUGCUUUUCAAAUUAAUCUUCUUCCUUUUUAACUUCAUAUUCUGGCAUUGUUUACUUUUGACAUAAGGUGUUAGUGACGAGACGGGAAAUACACAAGUACUCGAAGUAAAGCUCUUGAAACUUAUUACAAUCAUGAAAUAUUCAGUGUUCUUGUUAUUUUCUUUACAGAACAAGGACCAAGAAGGAAGGAGAAUACAACCUAACUGUGAUGAACUGCUGUAAGAAAAUAACAUAUCUGUAUAUACGGGGUGGUUAAACUUGAUGGCAAUUAUUGUUACAUCUUUAAUGUUUGUUUUUCAUCGAAAGCAAAUUCAAUAUUGUGUCAUUAUCACAUAUCUUGGAUUGCUUGUGAUUAUAACGAUUAUAACACAGGGUAUAAACCAAAACAUUGAUAUUAUUUUAUUCUUUCAAGAAGCUAUCGUAGCGUGCCGGUUUCAUUGAGAACUUGAGCGACAGUAUCAGUUUCAGAUUAGCAGCAAUCAGUCGCAUGACCCCUUAAAUUUAACAACACGCAGUAACAUAUGUAUUAAGGCGUUUCUUGUAACGUUCGUUUACAGCAUGUUUCAGUUGUCGUUCACUCCCAUGGGAAGUUAAACUUGGGCACACGAAUGUGUACAUACGCUGUUCAGUGUUAGCUGUAACGUUGUCAAUGCUUAGGGUUAAAAUCCAAUCAAAGAUAGCAAUCAUUCUACAGAUGGAAUACAUCACGAUAUUUCACCAAUCUAUCCCAGUCAAUCCUGUUAUGAUGUACCUCAAACAAAACCUGACAUUUAACUCUUCCCAUAUGAUACUCAAUCCUCCUGAGUCAAAAAUACCAUCGCAAUUUGAUUGGAAAAGAAAACAUGGUCGAUCCGAAAUUAUUCGAAAGAUUGGGACCAUAUGAAUUCCUGUUUUUGAACAAAGAGAAUAAAAGCAAAAUGAAGAAUUUUGAUGAAAUAUGUAAUCAUAUUCUAUCAUGGAAAAAUCAUCUUGUGUGAGGGGGAAAAAAAAGCAAACUGGUAGUGAAAGGUAUGAAACUAGGUAGUGAAAGGUAUGAAAAGACCAAAAAACAACAGAUUGAUGUUAAAAUGCACCUGUGCUUCUUGUGGUGCCAUUAAAACCAAGUAUGUCAAACAGGGAAACUAGAAGAGCCCUCACAAGCUGGGGGGGCAGAUAUUUUGAUUCUGUAAAAAGCCAUAGUGUAAUGGUGUAGUUUGAUCGUCCGGGUGAGUGUAGUCCUGAGAAGGACUGUUGUCGGUAGUGGUGACUGACGUUUCGACAACCUGAGCGGAAGUCGUCAAGUGAUGAUAUUGAUACUUGACUCUGAUGAUGACUUCCGCUCAGGUUGUCGAAACGUUAGUCACCACUACCGACAACAGUCCUUCUCAGGACUCCACUCACCCGGACGAUCAAACUACACCAUUACAUGUUACCCCCGGGUUCAAACCAUUUACUGUAUUAAAAGCCAUAGUCUUGGUGAAAUAGCACUGAAAGCUGGUGUUAAAGCUUUGUAUGAUCUUGGUCGACUCGGUCCUUCGGAUCAAUAUCAGUAUAUGGGCAACUGCCCACCUACCCCUCCCCUAACCCAACAUUAACCCUAACUUGUUAUCAAUUGACUGUUAUUGAGUUAGGGGAGGUGUGAGAGUUUAUAUUAUACAUCAAGUUUAUAUUGUUUAUAAGUUAUGCUUAUGGACAUAACAAAUCAUUAGAUCACUCUUAAGUAAUCUCACCAUCUUCGAUAAACUUUUGUAGCAAACUUUACUCUAAUAUCUUAUAUAAAAAAUGAAAGACUUCCUGUUCAUUCAUUGAGGUAAAUUUGUGGGAUUUAGGAAGUUGGACGUGACUUCACUCAACCUAAUUAUUCAAAAUCAGAACCAAGAACCAUCAACUUGGUAGUUACGAACUAAAUUAAGUUUCGUUGUCAUGCUUCGCUGAUAACAGAUAGACAUGAAAAUGGAAUAAUGAUUUAUGCUUAUAGACAUUUCACAUGUUAGAUCACUCUAAAGUAAUCUCACUAUCUUAGAUAAACUUUUGGAGUAAACUUUACUUUAAAAUCUUAUAUUCAAAAUCAAAAGCAAGAACCAUUAAUUUGUUAGUUUUAAAAGAACUAAAGUAGGUGUCACUGUCAUGCUUCGAUGAUAAGAGAAGUUGGACGUGACUUCACACAACAUGCUAUAUUAAAAAAUGUGACUUCACAAAAUGUGACUUCAUCUAAUAUCUCAUAUCAAAACUUGACUAUGCUAUUACCAAAAAACUGUUAAAUAUUAUAUGGGGCCGGUAGAAUAGUAGUUGGGUGGUUCAACGAUAAGAGAUAUAUACUUGAAGAUGAAAUAAUGAGUUACACUUAUGGACAUUUCAAAUGUUAGAUCACUCUAAAGUAAUCUCACCGUCUUCGAUAAACUUUUGGAGUAAACUUUACUUUAAAAUCUUAUAUAAGAAAUGAACGACUUCCUGUUCAUUCAUUGGGGUAAAUGCGUGGAAUAUAGGAAAUUGGACGUGACUUCAAACAACCUACUUAUUCAAAAUCAAAAGCAAGAACCAUCUAUUGGUAGUUACGAACUAAUUUAAGUUUCAUUGUCAUGCUUCGAUGACAAGGGAUAAGCAUGAAGAUGGAAUAAUAAGUUAUGCUUAUGGACAUUUCAAAUUUUAGGUUACUCUAAAGUAAUCAGUCUCACCAUCUUCGAUAAACUUGUAGAGUAAACUUUAAUUUAAAACCUUAUAUAAAAAAUGAACGACUUCCUGUUCAUUCAUUGAGGUAAAUGCGUUGGAUAUAGGAAGUUGGACGUGACCUCACACGACCUGCUUGUUCAAAAUCAAAAACAAGAACCAUCAACUUAGUAGUUACGAACUAAAUUACGUGUCAUUAUCAUGCUUCGAUGAUAAGAGCUAAACAUGCAGAUGGAAUAAUGAGUAACACUUAUGGACAUUUCAAAUGUUAGAACACUCUAAAGUAAUCUCACCAUCUUCGAUAAACUUUUGGAGUAAACUUUAAUUUAAAAUCUUAUAUAAAAAAUGAACGACUUCCUGUUCAUUCAUUGAGGUAAAUGCGUUGGAUAUAGGAGUUGGGCGUGACUUCACACAACCUUCUUAUUCAAAAUCAAAAGCAAGAACCAUCAACUUGGUAGUUAAGAACUAAAGUAAGUGUCACUGUCAUGCUUCGAUGAUAAGAGAAGUUGGACGUGGCUUCACACAACAUACUAUAUCCAAAAUUGUGACUUCACAAAAUGUGACUUCAUCCAAUAUCUCAUAUCAAAACUUGACUAUGCUAUUACCAAAAACUGUUGGAUAUUAUAUGGGGCCAGUAGAAUAGUAGUUGGGUGGUUCUACCCCAACUAAAAUACUACUCACUACUAUUAUGAAUCUGAUCUAUCGCAACUGAUUUUAGUGCACUCGAGCGUGGAAGAAAAUAAAGAGUACUUGGCACUUUUUCAAAGAAGACGUCUUACCUAACAUCGUCAUCAUCAUCAUCUGAAGAAACAAUUUUGAGAAAUUAUACUAUCAUGUAAGGUCUGCGUUCUGCAAUACUUUUCGUCGCAGUUAUACCAACACGGGCCAUGAAAUUUUCAGCCUUUGUUGUAACAGUGCGAUGCACAGAUUAUUUCAAAUGAAAAAUGAAGUGUCAAAUUUCACCCUGCUUCUUGACCUGUUUGACGCAAUUCAGUCUUUUGAACAAUUCAUAAUCACCAUUAAGAAAAUAUAGAUAUAGAGAUUGUCACCGUGCAAUGAUAACAUUUUAACAUUCACCACCCUUUCACCACACCAGAGAACUUUCUCAAGGAUCAUUAGCCUAUUUGUAAGUAUAGUGAUUGUUACUUGAAAUUAAAUAUCAGUUAAAAGCGUUCGAUUAUUGUUUUCCAGUGUGCAUUUUGAGGCUGGGAUCAUUUUGCGCGUCGUGUAGUUGUAAAGUAAGCAUACACUCGUUACAUCAAGCUUUUGAUAUCGGUAAGUAUUCCCCUAUGACCAGACAUGCUACUGAACGUGGAUAAAGAUUUUAGAACUUUUUAUUUUCGCUAUCCUCUCAGCCAAGCAGCGACUUACAAAAAAUAUUAUGCUUUGAAAACCAAAAAUUCUGUGGCUUAACUGUCAUGAUAAAACUAUGAGGUCUUCGAAAAUUUGUUUCAUCCCCGCUGAUUGCCGAAAUGAUCAAAACUAAGAGUUUAUUUUUUUUGUUUGUUAUAUUCCUUUAUAGGCUGUUGGUGUUUGCGGAUCUGAACAUGGAGAUCGAGAAAAAUCCUGAGAGAGGCAUAUCUUACCUGCAGCAAUUUUCCUGUGGAGUGGGGCAUGUGAUUAAUGAUGUCACUCGCCGCUUGUUGCAGUCAUUCCGAAUGAUUUUUCUCAUGAGAGUUGUUGGCAUCUCUGCAACCAAUGUCGGCUUGAUUACUCUCUACAGUUUCUUUGCCGGUGCAUUAUUAUUUGCUCCAACAGCAGGUUUUUUAUGUGAUAAGGUUAAGAUUCCGGUUCUAUCGCGCAGGCUUGGAAAGAAAAAAUCGUGGCAUUUGUUUGGAACUAUUGCAGCUACAAUCGGUGUUCCGCUACUUUUCAGCCAAUGUUUAGUUUGUGGUAGUGGAACCAGCGAGUGGGUGGUGUUGUUGUAUUACUUUUCCAUCGCCACCGUAAUCUCAUUUUCCAUCAACUUCGUUGACAUAUCGCACCUGUCUAUUAUUCCGGUUUUGGCAAAGGAUCAAAGUGAGGCCGCUAAGCUUACUGCCUUGAGGUUCGUGAAACUCUUUCGAUCGCUACACUUAUAUACUCAUAUCAUGUUAGAACUAGUUGAUUAUACUCGAGCUUAAAGUCUUAAUAAGCCUAAAAGUUAGAUUAGGUCAAAAGGGGGGUGUUCCCCACGGACUGUAACUGGGGACUGGGACAAGUAACCAGACGUGACAUACGUGUACUUUUAUGACGUAGCAUAAGGUACAAUAUUAAGGCAUUUGCAUCCUUACGAUUAUUUUUUUUACAACUUGGCUGUGAGCCAAAUAAAUUCAGGUGAGUUGCACAGCCCUCGUCACGAUUGUUCUUAGUACUUAAAAUGGUUUGGGUAAAACAGUUAUAGUAAUAAUGAUAAUGAUAACAGUAAGAAUAAUGAUUAAAUAUGAUAGUAAUCAUAAUGACAAAUAUAAAUAUAACGAAAAUGAUUAUAUGUAUCAUGCGUGACUUCCCGGUUUCGUCGGUAUGUCUGUACUCGGGUCUAAAGUUUUCCCAAGAUCUUACUUCGGGCAAAUCUUGUGUAGUUUUCUCUUAAUCGAAGUUGAUUUCCUUUCCGAAACAGUUACAUUUAAUAACUUAUAAGUAAAUCCUUAGGGCCGUUCUUGUCUCUACAAAGUGUUAACAUUUUUCAAAGUUCACUUGCAGUUGACUUCUUAUCAACAGAACGGGUUUCAUGUACUUAACUGGCAUCGUUUCCUACCUUGUGGCAUGGCUAAUUCUUGGACAAGAUAGCCGCGAUCAGUUGACAAAAGAAAGCUCAAUGGAUUUUACGGUAAUUUAUAACAUCUAA
This is a messenger RNA of Pocillopora meandrina, 18084 nucleotides long. The record is from the annotation of a GenBank genome assembly. NCBI's taxonomy places the organism in Eukaryota, Metazoa, Cnidaria, Anthozoa, Scleractinia, Pocilloporidae.